CACCCUCCGCCAUGCUCCGCGCUGCCCUCCUCCUCGCGCUCGUAGCCGCCGCCGCCGCCUUCACGGCCCCUCACUCUGCUGGCCUUCGCCUCAGAUCCGCUACCCCAGCCAUGAGCAUGAAGGCUGAUUCCAAUAUCCGCAUUCCCGAGGGUGUGAAGAAGGCUCUCGCCCCCGCCAUCGCCUUUGCUGGCGCUGCUGCCCCUGCCUUCGCUGAGGGAACCGGCGAGGCCCUCGGAGUCGAUGAUGGCAAGCUCUUGAUCCCCAUCAUCGUUGUCCCCCUCUUCGUUUUCUUGCUCUUCCAGGGAUUUGCUGCUAACCAGGACAACGAGGACUUCUUUGACACCUAUGACCAGCGCCGCCGGUAAACUUGUCGAGUUUCAACACGUCAAGUCAGCAGAUGUGUGAUGUGUGAUUCUUUCAAGUAAAGCUAUUGUUUCUUUGUUGACUUGAAAUGUAAAAAUUCGAAAAAAACAAAAAACACGAAAUGAA
Molecule: messenger RNA, 489 nt
Organism: Guillardia theta CCMP2712
Lineage: Eukaryota; Cryptophyceae; Pyrenomonadales; Geminigeraceae
Exons: 3
Coding region: 12-365 (117 amino acids)
Source: RefSeq, a predicted model, not a curated record